AUGGAUGGCCAUAAGUACAGUUAUUCAAGGGAAUUUUAUGACCAGUAUGCUCAAAGCCAGGAAAAAUCUGUGGUCAAUAAAAUGCAGCAGAAAUAUUGGAAAACAAAACAAACCCUUAUUAAAGUCACAGGAAAGAAGGAAGAUGAACAUGUUGUGGCUUCAGAUGCAGACCUGGAUGCAAAACUAGAGCUGUUCCACUCGAUUCAGAGAACAUGUAUGGAGUUGCUUAAAGCAAUUGAACUCUAUCAAAAACGAAUUUGUUUUUUGUCUCAGGAAGAAAAUGAAUUGGGGAAAUUUCUUCGAUCACAGGGUUCUCAGGAUAAAACCAGAGCAGGAAAAAUGAUGCAGGCCACAGGAAAGGCCCUCUGCUUUUCUUCUCAGCAAAGGUUGGCAUUACGUACUCCUUUGUGCAGACUAUACCAAGAAGUGGAGACUUUUAGAUAUAGGGCUAUAUCAGAUACAUGGCUGACCGUAAACCGAAUGGAACAGUAUCGGACUGAAUACCGAGGAGCACUACUUUGGAUGAAAGAUGUCUCUCAAGAGCUGGAUCCGGAUCUUUACAAGCAGAUGGAGAAGUUUAGGAAGGUUCAAGCACAAGUACGUCAUGCAAAACUAAAUUUUGACAAAUUGAAGACUGAUGUGUGUCAGAAAGUGGAUCUUCUUGGAGCGAGUAGAUGUAACCUCCUGUCUCAUGUUUUAACAACAUAUCAGACAACGCUGCUUCAUUUUUGGGAAAAAACCUCACAUACCAUGGCAGCUAUCCAUGAAAGUUUCAAAGGUUAUCAGCCAUACGAAUUCACUAUGUUAAAGAGCUUACAAGAUCCUGUAAAUAAAUUAACCGAGAGAGCAGAAAAGGAGGAGGAUUUGCAGACUGCAAGCACCAAAUCAGUGGAGGAUCAGCAGAGUCAGUUGAUUUCACUAGAUGAGGAAAACCACAGCAAGGAACUGACCUAUUCAGCUGAAGAUGGGAAGGACAUCCUUUCUGCCUUAGGAGGAAGCUUUGACUAUAAAGAGAAUUCAGGUGCCAUAGAUGAUUUAUUAGACCUGAAACCUGAAGAAAGUGCUCUGAAAGACCAUUUUGCAAACUCCCUGGAGCCUGAGUCUGGUGAUAAGGAUGAUAUGGUAUUGUUGAAUGAGAUCCUCAAUGCUUCCUCGUUGGAUGAGGGGGAAUUCAGCAAAGAGUGGACAGCUGUCUUUGGAGAAGACCCACUCACUGACCUCUCCACUACCUCUUCAGUCGGAGAAAUGGAGAGCACUCCAUCAUCAGCGGCAGCACCAUCAGGCUUUCUUCCCUCACAGCUCUUAGACCAAAACAUGAACGAUUUACAGUCCUCUCUACAUGAACCUGCAAAGAAUCCUAAAGACCUGACUGCUUGGUUCAAUCUUUUUGCUGACCUUGACCCGUUAUCCAAUCCUGAUGCUGUUGGGAAAACAGAUAAAGAACAUGAAUUGCUCAAUGCAUGA
This is a messenger RNA of Emys orbicularis (European pond turtle), 1464 nucleotides long. It is a transcript of the gene ICA1, whose product is annotated as islet cell autoantigen 1. The record is from RefSeq and is a predicted model, not a curated record. The transcript is spliced from 13 exons. Gene Ontology annotation, molecular function: protein domain specific binding. Gene Ontology annotation, biological process: regulation of transport. Gene Ontology annotation, cellular component: Golgi apparatus. Bases 1 to 1464 code for a protein of 487 amino acids. NCBI's taxonomy places the organism in Eukaryota, Metazoa, Chordata, Testudines, Emydidae.